CUGCAACCAUAUAAAGCGCCCUGAUUGAGAAUCUGUUCUUAGCAACUUUGAAUCUAUAUCCUUCCAGAAUCGUGAUGGGUGUGUUUGUUUAUCUUGUAUGCUUGAUCUUGGCUAUUCCUUUUCUUCGUUUUCUCCAUCGCUUCGUAGAUAGCAAUGGUCACCCCCGAAACUGGCCAUUUGUUGGGAUGACUCCAGCGUUACUUCUCAACUUCCACAGGAUUCUUGACAAAGUUUCUGAAAUCGUGGAUAAAAGCAAUGGCACCAUCCUAUAUAGAGGAAUCUGGUUCACUAACUCAAGUUUCCUGGCCACAGCCGAUCCUCAGAAUGUGCGGUAUCUAAUGAACACAAACUAUAGAGCAUAUGUAAAAGGAUCCGAAUGGAGGAAGCAAUUUGAUGUAUUCGGGGAAGCGCUUUUCAAUUCCGAUGGUGAGGAGUGGAAACGUCAAAGGAGAAUUUUUCAUGCUUUCUUGAAUCAUCCACAAUUUCUGCAAUCCCUUGAAAGGGUCCUCCGGGAGCGUCUAGAGCAAGGGCUUAUUAAAGUACUAGAGCAUGUUUCUAAACAAGAGCUAGUAGUCGACUUGCAAGAUUUGCUUGUAAGGUAUGCAUCUGAUAUUGGUUGGAUACUGGCAACUGGUUCUGACCCUCAAUUUCUCUCCAUUGAAUUUCCAGAAAAUCGAUUCCACAAAGCCAUGAGUGAUGUUUUGGAGGCAGCGUUUUACAGAUGUAUCAUGCCUGACAGCUUGUGGAAGCUGCAGAGUUGGCUUCAGGUUGGAUUAGAGAAGAAACGAAGCGAUGCUUGGAAAUAUUUUGACGAUGUUUUAGCAGAACAUAUAUCGAUUCAACGUGAGAAAUCCAACAAAGCAAUCACAUGGAGCGGAAAUGAAGAGAAUUUCAAUUUUUUAAACUGUUACUUAACAGGACAUAAGGUGACUGGACCAACACCUAGUGAUAGUCUUAUCAGGGACAAUGUUAUACAUUUUUUGUUUGCCGCUAACGACACUUACACUACAGCUCUCACAUGGUUCUUCUAUCUCCUCUCCAAGAAUCCUACGGUUGUAGCUAAAAUAAGAGAGGAACUGAAAAGAAACUUGUCAUGGAAAAAAGUAGGGGAAUUGCAGCUACCGACGUCCUUCGAUGAGUUGAAUAAGCUACCGUAUCUCCAAGCUGCUUUAUGUGAAACACUGAGGCUAUACCCACCUAAUCCUUUUGAAUUUAGAACAUCUACUCGGCGAGACAUUCUUCCAAGCGGACAUCGGGUCAAUCCACAAAUGGUAAUUAUAUUAGCCAUACAUGCGAUGGGAAGGAUGGCAUGGUUGUGGGGAGAAGACUGCCAUGAAUUCAAGCCCGAGAGGUGGAUCACUGUGGAAGGAAAGCUCAAACGUGAGCCGCCAAGUAAAUUCUCUGCUUUCCUUUCAGGACCGAGAAUUUGUCCAGGAAAAGAGUUGUCCUUUUUUCUAAUGAAGGCUACAGCAUCACCUAUAAUCCACAACUAUGAUGUUCAUGUCAUUGAAGGCCAGAACGUGACGCCAAAAAAUAGUGCUUUCCUUCACAUGAAGCAUGGCUUAAUGGUUAGGGUUACGAAUAGAUGGAAAUGAUGAACUGUGGUAAGCCUUCAGAACAUAGUGCAAACUAUAGCUCGUGUUUUGCUUAGCUUUUAUGUUUUAAGGACUAAUAAGUUACCCCAACUAUAUAUGCAUAUGUAAAAUAAGAUUAAAGCUUCAAUAUUUGCUUUUAUUGAAAUAAUAUGACUUUCUUAAGGAAAAUAUUUUUUAUAGAAAGUAAU
Molecule: messenger RNA, 1783 nt
Organism: Theobroma umbraticum
Lineage: Eukaryota; Viridiplantae; Streptophyta; Magnoliopsida; Malvales; Malvaceae
Product: alkane hydroxylase MAH1-like
Molecular function (GO): iron ion binding; monooxygenase activity; oxidoreductase activity, acting on paired donors, with incorporation or reduction of molecular oxygen
Source: RefSeq, a predicted model, not a curated record